AUGACUUCCGAUUCGAGCUCUUCUCCUUCAUCAUCCGACACCGAAUUCGCCGAUCCGAACCCUAGUACCGAUCCAGGCACUAAUUCGGAGCGUGUUCAAAGUCAAUUGGAGUCAAUGAAUUUGUCUGAGCCAAGCGAAGUCUCUGAUGGCAGUCACACUGAUUACGGCGGCGGCGAUGACGAUGACGACGCGCCUGCGGAGGUUGCAUUGUCCAACGCGAACGAAGGCGGAUUUACCAACGGGCGUGUAGUGCGUGAAGAUCUGGCGGAAACUAGCGGAGAAGAAGGACGAGAGGCGUCGUUACGGGCGGAGCAUCCGGUGGAAAUGGAGGCAGGGGAGGAGCCGCCGAGUCCGACCAGCAGCGGUUACGAUGGAGAGAGAGGGAGCAGCGGCGGAGCUACCUCCACUUACAAAGCCGACGAUGCGAGCGAGGACGAGAUUAGGGAAGCCAAUGGGGACGGUGACACCGCCUCUCAGCAUGAAGCCGCGUGGUUGCCCGGAAAACGCCAUGUCCACGAGGAUGAUGCUUCUAUUUCUUGGAGAAAGAGGAAGAAGCAUUUCUUCAUAUUAAGUAAUUCUGGCAAACCUAUAUAUUCCAGAUAUGGAGAUGAGCAUAAGCUUGCUGGAUUUUCAGCUACUCUUCAAGCUAUUAUUUCUUUUGUGGAGAAUGGUGGUGACCGUGUCAAUUUAGUCAAGGCAGGAAAACACCAGGUUGUCUUUCUCGUGAAGGGUCCAAUAUACCUGGUCUGCAUCAGCUGUACAGAUGAAACGUAUGAUUAUUUAAGGGGGCAGUUGGAUCUUCUAUAUGGUCAGAUGAUACUAAUUUUAACAAAGUCAAUAGACAGAUGUUUCGAGAAGAAUGCAAAGUUCGACAUGUCACCCUUGCUUGGAGGGACAGAUGCAGUCUUCUCAUCUCUUGUCCAUUCAUUUAGCUGGAACCCAGCUACAUUUCUUCAUGCCUACACUUGUCUUCCCAUUCAGUAUGCGUUAAGGCAAGCUGCAGGGACCAUAUUGCAAGAAGUUUGCGCGUCUGGUGUCUUGUUCUCACUACUAAUGUGCAGACACAAGGUUAUCAGUCUUGCCGGUGCGCAGAAAGCUUCUCUCCAUCCAGAUGACUUGCUUCUACUCUCAAAUUUUGUCAUGUCUUCAGAAUCAUUCAGGACAUCAGAAUCUUUCUCACCAAUCUGCCUACCUAGAUACAACCCUCAGGCCUUUCUGCAUGCCUAUGUCCACUUCUUUGAUGAUGAUACAUAUGUGAUGUUGCUUACCACACGUUCAGAGGCCUUCUAUCAUCUCAAAGAUUGCAGGAUUCGCAUUGAGGCAGUUCUUCUCAAGUCAAAUAUUCUAAGUAUGGUUCAAAGAUCAAUCGCGGAAGGUGGAAUGCGUGUUGAGGAUUUGCCAAUAGACCGCCGGCUUCGACAGAAAGCAUCAUCUACUAAUAACCAGGGACAAGAUACCGGUGGUCCCGACAGAUUAAGGGACAUAUCUGUGGGAACAGGAGGUCCCUUUGGACUUUGGCAUUUCAUAUACCGCAGUAUAUACUUAGAUCAAUACAUAUCCUCUGAAUUCUCACUUCCAGUAACUAGUCACAGACAGCAGAAAAGUCUGUAUCGGGCAUACCAGAAACUUUAUGCUUCGAUGCAUGACAAAGGAUUGGGACCCCACAAAACUCAAUAUAGAAGAGAUGAGAAUUACACUCUUCUAUGUUGGGUCACGCCAGAUUUUGAACUCUACGCAGCAUUCGAUCCACUUGCAGACAAGGCGAUGGCGAUAAAGAUGUGCAAUCAGGUGUGCCAAAGGGUAAAAGAUUUGGAGAAUGAAGUGUUCUUGCAAGGAGCGAGCCCUUUCUCCUGGUGA
Molecule: messenger RNA, 1857 nt
Organism: Arabis nemorensis
Lineage: Eukaryota; Viridiplantae; Streptophyta; Magnoliopsida; Brassicales; Brassicaceae
Source: the annotation of a GenBank genome assembly